ACACAAAGUCUGAAAAUGGCUUCCAAGAGGAAAGAAGAAGAUGAAGACAGGUUAGAUUUGAUGGACCUUGCAGAAUAUGCCAAGAGACAGAGAUGGUGGAAUAAAGUGUUUGGACAAAAUUCUGGACCAAUUGCAGAAAAAUACUCUGUAGCAACUCAGCUAGCAAUUGGAGGAGUUACUGGCUGGUGCGCUGGAUACCUCUUUAAGAAAGUUGGAAAACUCGCAGCAUCAGCAGUAGGAGGAGGAUUCUUUUUGCUUCAGAUUGCAAAUCACACAGGAUAUAUUAAGGUUGACUGGAAGAGAGUGGAACAAGAUGUAAAUAAAGCGAAGAAGCAGUUUAAAAUAAACACAGAAAAGCCUCCAGAGGAAGCAAAAACUAAAAUGCGUGAGGUAACUACAUUUGUGAAGAAGAACAUCGUACUGACUGGUGGGUUUGCUGGUGGCUUUUUGAUUGGACUUGCAUCAUAAGUUGUUUUUUUUUUUUGUUCUUUUUUU
Messenger RNA from Erpetoichthys calabaricus (reedfish), 495 nucleotides. RefSeq names its product fun14 domain containing 2 (gene fundc2). Gene Ontology annotation, cellular component: mitochondrial outer membrane. The coding region runs from base 16 to 468 and encodes 150 amino acids. Gene Ontology annotation, biological process: autophagy of mitochondrion. The transcript has 5 exons. The record is from RefSeq and is a predicted model, not a curated record. Lineage: Eukaryota; Metazoa; Chordata; Cladistia; Polypteriformes; Polypteridae.